This is a messenger RNA of Eublepharis macularius, 2345 nucleotides long. It is a transcript of the gene C8B, whose product is annotated as complement C8 beta chain. Gene Ontology annotation, cellular component: membrane attack complex. The transcript has 12 exons. The record is from RefSeq and is a predicted model, not a curated record. Gene Ontology annotation, molecular function: protein binding. Bases 115 to 1884 code for a protein of 589 amino acids. Gene Ontology annotation, biological process: immune response. Lineage: Eukaryota; Metazoa; Chordata; Lepidosauria; Squamata; Eublepharidae.
ACCAGACAGUGCUGUAUCUUCUGUUUGUCCAUUAGAAAGGUUAACUGCAAAUCCAUUUGGCUUUCAAGCCGUAGCAAACUGAAUUCAGGGCAUUGCCUGCAGUGUUUUACAAUCAUGGGUGUAGCAUCUAUAUCAUUCCUCUUGCGUCUGCUGAGAAUUUUCCUCAUCUGUUCUUUCUUAGGCUUCCUAAAUUUGCAUUGCUCCAGUGGAGAAAAUGAAUUGUCCUUUCACCUGAAUGAUGCUGAUGUCAAUGUGACCAGAAGCAGGUGGCGUCGCUCGCCAAGCAACCCACCACAGCCUAUUGAUUGCAUCUUUUCCAGCUGGUCCUCAUGGAGCUCUUGUGAACCUUGUCAGAAGAAAAAGUACAGAUUUGCCCAUGUGGAACGGCCUUCUCAGUUCGGCGGUGACCCAUGUGAUUACUCGGACAAAGAAACCGAAGACUGCGUUCCAAGCAGCCCUUGCAGAAAUACAGUUAGAUGUGAAGGCUUUCUAUGUGGUACAGGAAGAUGCAUUAAUCGAAGGCUGCUUUGCAACGGAGAUGAUGACUGUGGAGAUUACUCAGAUGAAAAAAAUUGUAAGAAAGUGCAUAAAAUGUGCAGCCGAGAGACAGAACAAUACUGGGGAAUCCAAAUGCUAGCAAGCGGAUUAAAUAUCUUCACAAAUGAACUAGAAGGAUUAGUUUUUGAUCAUAAAUAUUAUGCUGGAGCAUGUUCUCCACAGUAUAUUGCGGAUACCAGAUUUAGAAAGCCCUACAAUGUAGAAAGCUAUUUGGCAGAGACCAAAGGCAAAUAUGAAUUUUCAUUGACUGAGUAUUCAUCUUAUUCAAGUUUUGAAGAGAAUGUCUCCGAGGUGAAAACAAAACAAGAAAGCUUCAGCAUUGGGAUAAAAAUACCCAGUGUUUUUGAAUUUGGUUACAGUCAGAAUGACAUCAGGUACAAAAAGUUCAGUCAGAGGACAAAAAGGUUUUCUUCAACGUCUAGCAAAUUUAUCCAUGCACGUUCAGAGCUGGAAGUUGCCCAGUAUAAACUGAAGACUCGGAAUUUAAUGCUUCACUAUGAGUUUUUCCAGAGACUUCUUCGCUUGCCUUUGGAGUAUAGCUAUGGGGAAUAUCGAGAACUCUACAGAGACUAUGGAACACAUUAUAUCACAGAAGCAACCCUUGGUGGCACUUAUGAAUAUACUUUGAUCAUGAAUAGUGAAGAGCUUCAGAAGGCAGGUUACUCUUUAGAUGACGUCAAGACUUGUACACAGAAGGGAGUAAAAAUUGGUGGAAAUAUUAAAGGUGUUUAUGUAGCAGUAGGAGUAUCAUUUGGAGGCUGUGAAGCCAUUUUAAAAGAAAUUGGAGAUAGCAAGUCUGAGAAGAAAUUUGUGGAGGACUUCAUAGCCCUUGUUCGUGGAGGUGCAAGUGAAUAUAUUACAGCCCUUGCUUACAAGGACCUGCCGACACCAGAACUGAUGCAAGAAUGGGGGGAUGCUGUUCAGUACAACCCUGAAAUCAUGCGGAUGAAGGUGGAGCCUCUUUAUGAAUUAGUGACUGCAACCAGCUUUGCAAAUGCAAAUACACUGAAGCAAAAUAUGAGGAGUGCCUUAGAGGAGUUCCAAAAGGAAAUCAGUACCUGUCGUUGUGCUCCAUGCCAGGGCAAUGGGACCCCCAUUUUGAAAGGGACUCGCUGUGAAUGUGUCUGUCCCCUGGGACAUCGAGGCAUUGCCUGUGAGCUGACACAAAGGACAGAUGUUGCUGUAGAUGGGAACUGGAGUUGUUGGUCCAACUGGUCAGUGUGUUCUAGAGGACAGCGGAGAAGAAGUCGGGAAUGUAACAAUCCUAGUGCACAAAAUGGUGGCAAGCCUUGCUCAGGUCUAAAUGCUGAAACUGUUAAUUGUUAACAGACAAAACAGUUUGUUUGGAAAAGAAGCAAAUGGACAUCAUCAUAAUAUUAUAUAAUAGCAUCAUAACAUUAUACAGAUCGUGGAUCUUUAUACACAUUCUAAAACCAAUUCACCUAUGAUAUUUCGUUGAUCUAUAGAUUGUUUGCCCUGGCUUGGAUAGCCCAGGCUAGCUGUAUGUCAUCAGAUCUCAGAAGCUGAACAAGGUCAGCCCUGAGUUAGUACUUGGAUGGGAAACCACCAAAGAAGUCUAGGGUUGCUAACUUGCUACACAGAGGCAAGUAACGGCAAACCACCUCAAGCCUCUUGUCUUGAAACCCCUGUGGGGUUGCCAUGUCCGCUUCAACUUGCUGACAAAAAGAAAAAGACUUUUUACAUGAAUGUGGCCUGAUUCAGAAAGUUCUAUGACAUGCUUUGUAUGUAUGGAGUCUCUAAACACAGGGUUUUCCAACUGAGUUCAA